ACUACAAAGUGAGUGGCGUCAAUCGGCUACAGUUAAUUCGCGCAAGAAAAGGAAUAAAAGAACUUUUCUGUACAAAAUUAGUCCUAUUAGAUUUUUACAAAGUGUGCAGAUCCACCAAGAACCCGACCGCCACCGCCAUGAAGUCUGAACGUGUGCCCGGGCCCGAGGCGAGUGAGGCGAGCGAGGCGCGCUCCGAGGCGCCGGCGCUGCCGGACGAGGUGCUGGCGCAGAUCUUCGGCCUGGUGACCGACGGCCCCACGCUGCUAGACGUGCUGCCUCUCGUGUGCCAGAGCUGGCGGCGCGUCGCCCGCCACCCGGCCUCCUGGGCCGGCGUCCGGUUCGUCAUCGACACCUCCGGGGCCUUCAAGCGGAUCAUGUUGCAGACCGACCGGGCGCGCACCCUGGCCCGCGCGCUCCUGCACGCCCCCGUGGCCGCGUCGCUGGAGGUGCUGGGCCCCUCCGACCCCGGCCCCCUGCUGCAGUCCGCCCUCCGCCGCAGCGGCGCCUCUGUCCGCGUCUUGGACUGCGCGUGUUACAGCGAACUCUUCUGGAAGCACGUGGCCCCCUUCCUGUACCGGCAGCGCGAACUCCGAGUGCUGCGGCUGCGCCUGCGCUGCCGCUCGCACCGAGCCACCUUCGAGGACAUGAUGACCGCCGAGAUCAAGGUGCCGCGGUGCGCGCGCGACAAGUACGACGGGGAGCUCGCCGGGCCGCACCCCAAGCUCCGGGAGCUGGUGCUGCAGGACCUGCGCGUCGAGCACCGCCUCCCCGAGCGCUUCGUCGCCGACCUGGUGCACGGCGCCGUGGCGCUCCGGCAGCUGGACCUGGACGUGCACCCCGUCGACGCGGACAUCUUCGAGACUCUGGAGCAGCCCGUCGUGGCCGUGGAGCACCUGUCGCUGGUCCUCAAGGCCAAGGGCCCGGACGCGUUCUGGGAGCUCCGGAAGAGCGCCGGCAGUGCGGUGGCGCUGUGCCGGUUGAUGGACCCCUGCCUCCAGUCCGUGACCCUCCACCUCCACCACCAGGUGUCGUCCGACCACCCCGGCGAUGACUGGUCGUUGUUUUGUAAAGGACUGUUUUCCGCCGUCGCCAGCGCGCUGCCAGACAUCAAGGUGACCAUCGAGGACUUGUGACUUGUGCGCCCACACCCACCAUACCAUGGCUCCUUCUCUGUGAUCGCUACCUGCUGCCCGGGUCCAACAGGUCCUGCAUCGCCCCAACGAGCGCCCUCUCAUUCCAUACAAAUUAGACAAGUUAGAUAAGACUCACGGCAGAUAGACUUCAUGCACGUGCACAAGUGGUACCUGCGCUUUUUCUGGGUUUUAGGUCUCAGUAUGACGUCUUUGUAAUUUAUAUAUAUCUAGUUAAGGAGUUUCUGACGUACGUUUAAUGUGAUACAUGCAAAAGAAGUAGUUGAUAAUGAAUGCCUCCUGUUUUAAAGUUUUAAAUGUUUUAAAGAUGAUCGCAAACGCCUUUUUAAAAUAAAUUUUUACAAGUAAAUUUUUGAUAGUAAAUACGUA
Thrips palmi is the source of this 1520-nucleotide messenger RNA. RefSeq lists its product as uncharacterized. The transcript is spliced from 4 exons. The coding region runs from base 138 to 1133 and encodes 331 amino acids. Gene Ontology annotation, molecular function: protein binding. Lineage: Eukaryota; Metazoa; Arthropoda; Insecta; Thysanoptera; Thripidae. The record is from RefSeq and is a predicted model, not a curated record.